Messenger RNA from Uranotaenia lowii, 876 nucleotides. RefSeq names its product protein takeout-like. The transcript has 3 exons. Bases 1 to 582 code for a protein of 193 amino acids. NCBI's taxonomy places the organism in Eukaryota, Metazoa, Arthropoda, Insecta, Diptera, Culicidae. The record is from RefSeq and is a predicted model, not a curated record.
AUGAGAAUCCCGGAAAUCGGUGUCCAAUCGUUUGACCCGCUACGCAUCGAAUCGGUCCAGGUAUCCCGGGGUUCCGGCGCUCUAACGCUGAGUGGUGGUUUCAAGAAGCUCAACAUCAAGGGGCCCUCCAAUACAACCGUUAAGCGAGCCCAUUUGGAUUUUAAAACCAACGCCCUGAGUUUCGAUCUGGAGAUUCCGAAGCUGAAAAUCGAUGCAGCCUACAAUCUGAAGGGAAACGUUUUGCUGCUCCCUCUCGUCGGCGACGGUGACGUAACGAUGGUGCUCAAAGACGUCAAAACAACUGUCACCACCAAGAUCGGCGUGCGUCCUUUGCCUGAGGACGCAAUCUUUAUCGAGGAGAUGAAAGUAACUUUUCUGGUUGGUGGAAUGCGCAUUCAUCUGGACAACCUCUUUCAAGGCAACCAAGUUCUGGGGGCGUCGCUGAAUCUGUUCCUGAAUCAAAAUGCCAACGAGGUGAUCUCCGAACUAAGAACAGAUCUCGAGCAUGGCCUGGCGGACAUCUUCAUUGGACUGUGGAAUGAGCUGUUUAACAAACUGCCACUGAAAUUGUGGAUCAAGUGAUUGACACUGUAUUGAAAACCUUUAAAAAAUAAAACUCUCCAAACGGAAGCACUGAAAUGCACCACAAAACGCAUGGGAACGUACAAUCUCUGUAAAUAUUGGAUGUGUCUAGGAUUUUGUGAUUUAUUUUUAUUUUAUUUUUCUUCCUUUGCCAAUACUAAGUAUUUUUAGUUUAAUGAACAACUGUGUACAACUUCGUAGUUUCUUUGUUUUCGGAAGAAAUGUCUAAAGUAAUGAUUAUUCUUAAUGUUAGGAUAGCGAAAUUUAAGCUGUAAAUAAAUAUUGAAAUCGAAA